UGCGCAGUCGCGCUCAGCCUCUGUCCCUAUGCUCUGUCCGGACAAAUCCCCGCGAACACACCCACACUCAUACACACCACAUCAUAACGUUAAUACACCCACACUCAUACACACCACAACAUAACGUGAACACACACACACGAUUGAAACUUCACGAUAUAACACUCGAAAACAGGUGGCAGAAAAGUUUAGGUUCACCAGUAAAAUGUGUGGAAGGACUGCGUGUACUCUGGCUCCUGACGAGGUGAGCCGAGCCUGCUGCUACAGAGACCGAGGUGGGCAGCGGAAACAGCCCCGUUGGAGGGAUGGAGAUGCGGACAAAUACCGACCCUCUUACAACAAGAGCCCGCAGUCCAUGAGUCCUGUCCUGCUGUCACAGAGACAUUUUGAUAAGAAUGCUCCUGCGGAUGAGUGUGUAUUGGCUGUGAUGCGUUGGGGCCUGGUACCUUCCUGGUUCAAGGAGAACGACCCGAGCAAGAUGCAUUACAGCACCAGCAACUGCCGCAGUGAGAAUAUACUGGAGAAGAAAUCUUACAAGGACCCCAUGAUAAAAGGACAGCGCUGUGUCAUCCUGGCUGAUGGCUUUUACGAAUGGAUGAAGCAGGAGAAAGGCAAGCAGCCCUUCUUCAUCUACUUCCCUCAGACUCAGGGGAAAAAAGAGGAUCAGGAUGACCUCGUGACCUCAACCCUCAAUAAUGAGAAUUCUGGGACGGUGUGCCCUCCAGAGGAGGCCUCCCCUGCCCUGACAAAGGAAGGGGAAGCCCCAGGUGAGUGGACUGGAUGGAGGUUGCUGACUAUGGCCGGAGUGUUUGACUGCUGGACAUCUCCAGUCGAUGGAGAACCCCUUUACAGCUACAGCAUCAUCACUGUGAAUGCUUCUCCAAACCUGCAAAGCAUCCAUCACAGGAUGCCAGCGAUCUUGGAUGGAGAGGAAGAAGUGAGAAGAUGGCUUGAUUUUGGGCAGGUGAAAUCUUUAGAUGCCUUGAAACUGCUCCAGUCAAAAAACAUUUUGACUUUUCACCCCGUUUCAUCGAUUGUGAGUAACUCGCGCAACAACUCUCCUGAGUGCCUUCAGCCAGUGGAUCUUAACGGCAAAAAGGAGCCCAAGUCCACAGCCAGCAGUAAGAAGAUGAUCAACUGGCUGAUGACUGGUUCCCCUUCAAAGAGGAAGGACUCAGAUACACUUCAGAGGCAGAAAGAGGGUGAAAGCAAAGCAAAGACUAAGCGAAAGUCUGCAGGACAGCUUCAGCACUGGCUGCAGGGACCCAACAAGAAACCAAAAACCAGCUGAAGAGAUGAACUGGACUGAAAACUCUACAGUAUUGAAAAGACCAUUUAGGUCUUGUUUAUUCUACUUUACUGUUUCGACAGGUUUUUAGAAAAAGAUUGUUUCUUCUAUUAAAAGUCAAAUACUUUAAAUGUGACAAAUGCGCUAUAUUGAUACUGCUUAAUAAAGAUUUACACAAUAAAUGUCAGAAAUAAACACAGUGUGCUUUAUUCAAGAUUUUUAUUACCCUUAUUACUUGAAACGCAAAGACAUUUUGAAACAAUGUAGAUGCUAUGCAUUUAUCAUAUUAAUAAUAUAAUAAUGAUGAAUGCCAAUACUCCCUCCCCACAUUUUUUUUUCUUCUUUCAAAGUUACAGUAUGUAAGCUAUCUUGUAAUCUAUAAUGCAUUUCAAAGUUUUAACAUAAUACGAACAGACAGUUAAAGAUCUGAUCGGUUAAAAAGAAAUGUCAAGCACUUAAAUUGUUUGCCAACACGAGCAACUGGCAGUCAGAUAUGGAGAUUUACAACACAACUUUCGCCUUCCCCACAAAAUGAUUGAGAGGUUUGCAAAUAUACAAAGUCUUGCAAUAGUUGACAGUAAAAAGAAGAAAUGUACUAGCUAAUAGUACUUAGUUAUGAAUGAUAUUUAUACUUGAGAAAAAUCUCUCUCCUCUCCAGGACUGUCGGGUAGAAUGACAUGCUGACUUGAUUUGGUUCAUUCCCACGUCAGAUGUACCAAGAAUAGUUGAUUACAAGACGAACCUUCAUUUCCCCAAUAGAGGAACAGCGAAUAGCGAAUUAGGGACAGCGCUUACAUCAAGCAGCUGAGUUUAGAUUCUACUACGUCCUCAACCUGAGCUACAAAUGCAUUUAUUGUGGCUCUAAAAUGAGAUGUCUGAGCAAGUCUUCAGUUAUUGUAGAUGACAGCAAAGUGCAGAAAAGAAAAAAAACAACCUGUACACACUUAAAUGAUGGUCUUGUCAUUUAACUGUAUUUUCUAUUCGACACCAAUUAACGAGAAUCAGCCGGCAGCAUCUUAAUGUGAUCCACACAUGCACCUUCACACAUUCUGAUCCUUCAGGACAUCAGUUCCCAAUCCCCAACAAGUAUCAGUUUAUUUUUCUUUAAGGUUGCAUGAGGUAAAGUGAAACCAUGGUGACAAGUGUUUUUGAGUGUAAAACUAAUUUAAGCCACAACACAAAUGAGUAAAAUGAGGGGAGCAGUGUUUCCUCUAUUCAUGCAGCAGUGGCGGGCCGUGAAAGUAAGAAAACCACCACUGCUAAAGAAACUUUGAUUU
Messenger RNA from Thunnus maccoyii (southern bluefin tuna), 2565 nucleotides. RefSeq names its product 5-hydroxymethylcytosine binding, ES cell specific (gene hmces). The coding region runs from base 206 to 1291 and encodes 361 amino acids. Gene Ontology annotation, molecular function: single-stranded DNA binding. The record is from RefSeq and is a predicted model, not a curated record. Gene Ontology annotation, biological process: DNA damage response. The transcript has 7 exons. NCBI's taxonomy places the organism in Eukaryota, Metazoa, Chordata, Actinopteri, Scombriformes, Scombridae.